Messenger RNA from Thlaspi arvense, 2013 nucleotides. The record is from the annotation of a GenBank genome assembly. NCBI's taxonomy places the organism in Eukaryota, Viridiplantae, Streptophyta, Magnoliopsida, Brassicales, Brassicaceae.
AUGGAUGGUCAUGAAGGUUGUUGUGGCGGCGGAGGAAAGACGGAAAUGAUUCCGACGGAGGAAGCUCUGAGAAUAGUACUCGGUGUAUCCGAGCGGCUGCCUCCGGUUGUCGUAUCGCUGCAGGAAGCACUUGGUAAAGUGUUGGCGGAGGAUAUUCGUGCUCCUGAUCCCCUUCCUCCGUAUCCUGCUUCCGUCAAGGAUGGGUACGCGGUUGUUGCUUCAGAUGGUCCAGGAGAAUACACAGUGAUUACAGAGUCAAGAGCUGGGAAUGAUGGACUCGGUGUGACUGUUACUCCUGGGACUGUGGCUUAUGUAACAACUGGUGGACCUAUACCUGAUGGUGCCGAUGCAGUUGUCCAAGUUGAGGACACUAAAUUAGUUGGAGACGCCUCAUCUGAAUCAAAAAGAGUAAAAAUACUGAUUCAAACCAAGAAAGGCACUGACAUCCGCAGAGUGGGUUGUGACAUUGAGAAAGAUGCAACUGUACUAAAAUCUGGAGAAAGGAUUGGUGCCUCUGAAAUUGGCUUGCUAGCAACUGCAGGAGUAACCUUGGUGAAGGUAUAUCCGAUGCCAACAGUUGCUAUUCUCUCUACUGGGGAUGAACUUGUCGAGCCAACAACUGGGGCUUUAGGUCGUGGUCAGAUUAGGGACUCAAAUCGAGCAAUGUUAGUGGCAGCAGUGAUGCAGCAGCAAUGCAAAGCUGUUGACCUUGGAAUCGUUAGAGAUGAUAGAAAGGAACUUGAGAGAGUUUUGGAUGAGGCCAUUUCCUCUGGAGUUGAUAUUAUCUUAACUUCUGGUGGUGUUUCGAUGGGAGACAGAGAUUUUGUCAAGCCAUUGCUCAAAGAGAAAGGGAAAGUACAUUUCAGCAAGGUAUUGAUGAAACCUGGGAAACCUUUGACGUUUGCUGAGCUCACUGCAAAACCAACUAAAAGUAUGAUGGGAAAAACAGUUCUUGCAUUUGGAUUACCAGGAAAUCCUGUAAGCUGUUUGGUUUGUUUCAAUCUCUUUGUUGUGCCUACAAUCCGCCAGCUUGCAGGAUGGACAAGCCCCCAUCCACUGAGAGUGCGAGCUCGACUUCAGGAGCCCAUAAAGUCCGACCCCAUCCGUCCUGAGUUUCAUCGAGCCAUCAUCAAAUGGAAAGAGAACGAUGGAUCAGGGACUUCCGGAUUUAUUGCUGAGAGCACAGGACAUCAGAUGAGCAGUCGGCUUUUAAGUAUGAGGUCGGCUAAUGCUUUGUUGGAGUUGCCUGCUACCGGCAAUGUGCUUUCUGCUGGAACAUCUGUAUCAGCUGUAAUCGUUUCCGAUAUAAGUGGCUUCUCUAUAGACAAGGAACCCUCAUUAUCAGAACCGGAGUCUAUUCGAAAAGAAAAAAAGUACGAUGAAGUAGCUGGGCCUGAGUACAAAGUGGCUAUUCUUACUGUCAGUGAUACUGUCUCAGCUAGGGCUGGACCUGAUCGAAGUGGACCCAGGGCUGUAUCAGUGGUUGAUUCCUCGUCUGAAAAACUUGGAGGAGCUAAGGUAGUUGCAACAGCUGUUGUCCCCGAUGAAGUGGACAGAAUCAAAGACAUUCUCCAGAAAUGGAGCGAUGUUGACGAAAUGGAUCUCAUUCUUACACUUGGUGGUACCGGUUUCACUCCGAGAGAUGUAACACCAGAAGCAACAAAAGAGGUGAUCGAGAGAGAAACACCCGGUCUCCUCUUUGUUAUGAUGCAAGAGAGCUUAAAGAUCACACCAUUUGCGAUGCUCUCACGCUCUGCAGCAGGAAUUAGAGGCUCAACAUUGAUAAUCAACAUGCCUGGAAACCCAAACGCAGUGGCUGAGUGUAUGGAGGCUCUGUUGCCGGCGUUGAAGCACGCACUGAAGCAGAUUAAAGGCGAUAAGAGAGAGAAACACCCAAAGCACAUCCCUCACGCAGAAGCGACCAUACCGACUGAUACAUGGGACAAAAGCUACAAGUCUGCCUAUGAGGGAGGAGGAGAGGCGAAAGACGCUGGUUGUGGUUGUACUCACUGA